Fopius arisanus is the source of this 2172-nucleotide messenger RNA. It is a transcript of the gene Ddc, whose product is annotated as aromatic-L-amino-acid decarboxylase. Gene Ontology annotation, cellular component: cytoplasm. The transcript has 9 exons. The record is from RefSeq and is a predicted model, not a curated record. Gene Ontology annotation, biological process: catecholamine metabolic process; amino acid metabolic process; serotonin biosynthetic process. The coding region runs from base 199 to 1641 and encodes 480 amino acids. Gene Ontology annotation, molecular function: aromatic-L-amino-acid decarboxylase activity; pyridoxal phosphate binding. NCBI's taxonomy places the organism in Eukaryota, Metazoa, Arthropoda, Insecta, Hymenoptera, Braconidae.
GACCACCUCGCGACACUGGCUCGUCGUCCACCACGCCAGUCACAUAUCACAUCUUGAAAAUUCGUUCAUUGUAUUUUUGUCAAAAAUCGAAAGUGAUCAAUACACAUUGUCUUUUGGAAUAAUCUAUACCCUAGUGAAUUUAGCAGAUCGUUCAGCCUUCGUUGAGUUAAUCUCUUCCAAACGUGAAAGACUUCCGCAAUGGAUCCUGAAAGUUUCAAGGAUUUCGCUAAAGAAAUGGCGGAUUUCAUCGCCAAUUAUCUGGAAAACAUUCGAGACAGGCGCGUUUUGCCGACUGUUGAGCCCGGAUAUAUCAAGCCCCUGUUGCCAUCCGAGGCACCACAGACACCAGAAAGAUGGGAAGAUAUCAUGGGAGAUAUUGAGAGAGUUAUCAUGCCAGGGGUAACACACUGGCACAGUCCCAGAUUUCACGCCUAUUUCCCAACAGCCCAGUCGUACCCGGCAAUCGUCGCCGAUAUGCUCAGCGGUGCUAUCGCCUGCAUAGGUUUCACCUGGAUUGCGAGUCCGGCAUGUACAGAAUUGGAAGUAGUGAUGUUGGACUGGCUGGGAAAGAUGCUGGACCUUCCUAAAGAAUUUAUGGCCUGCUCUGGGGGUAAAGGGGGAGGUGUAAUCCAGGGUACAGCUAGUGAGGCAACUCUGGUUGCUCUCCUAGGAGCAAAAGCCAAGAAAAUUCGCCAAGUCAAGGAGGAGCAUCCCGAGUGGAGCGAUACAGAGAUUACGGGGAAACUAGUCGCUUAUGCCUCCUAUCAGGCUCAUAGUUCCGUAGAGCGUGCUGGGCUCCUUGGAGGUGUUCAGUUUAAAUUGGUUGACGUAGACGCAAAGUACAAAAUGAGGGGUGAUAGCCUCGCCGAAGUAAUUCGACAGGACAAAGAGAAGGGCCUCAUUCCCUUCUAUGCAGUUGCCACAUUGGGAACUACUUGCUCCUGCGCUUUCGAUCGAUUGGACGAAAUUGGGCCAGUGUGCAAUAAGGAAGAAAUCUGGCUGCAUGUUGAUGCAGCUUAUGCCGGAUCUGCAUUUAUCUGUCCGGAAUUCCGUUACCUAAUGAAGGGAAUUGAGAGGGCUGAUUCCUUCAAUUUCAACCCACACAAAUGGAUGUUAGUGAACUUUGAUUGCUCGACUAUGUGGUUGAAGGAUCCAACUUAUGUAAUAAAUGCAUUCAAUGUAGAUCCGUUAUAUUUGAAGCAUGAUAUGCAGGGUUCAGCGCCAGAUUACAGGCAUUGGCAAAUUCCUUUGGGCCGACGUUUCCGUGCCCUAAAACUGUGGUUCGUCCUCCGAAUUUACGGAGUGGAAAAUCUCCAAAAGUUCAUCCGUGGUCACGUUGCCCUAGCAAAGGAAUUUGAGCAACUCGUCCUCACUGAUUCACGAUUUGAAAUAGUCGCUGAAGUUGUUCUCGGACUGGUUUGCUUCAGACUCAAGGCGUCAAAUGAUGUGAACGAAACACUUCUGAAGAGGAUUAAUGGUGCUGGUUUCAUCCACUUGGUUCCCUCGAAAAUAAAUGACACGUACUUCCUCCGCUUAGCCAUAUGCUCGCGUUUUAGCGAGAAAAAAGACAUUGAGAAUUCCUGGAAAGAGAUAAAACUUCGCGCUGACGAGGUCCUCGAGGAGCAAUCGGUCUCCAAGUGAUGGCGGGCGAACAUAACACGUGGCUGUCGUGCACUGGCACCAGCCACAUGCAAUCAGUCCUAAUCAAUGUCGAAGAAACAAGCUUGAACCUUCUCGUUGACACCAACCUUGUGUAACUUUCACUGAUCGGUUCUCCUGGUUUAUAGGUAUUCCGACAGUUGUCUCAAUGUUACAAGUGUCUCAAUGUUCUCCUCCCGCUGAGCCCUCGUUCCGCAAUAGUUUUUAAUCACUCAUAUGUGAGAUUUAUUCCGCAAUCAAAUUUACCUUGGGCUCAGAUUUUUUCCUCUGCUAGUCUGCGACUGGAACGGACCUAUCCCACAUUUUCCUCUAUACUGUAAAUACAUUACUAGAGAUUGAGUUUUUCUAUGUAUAUAUUAAUAAAAUCGUUGGUAUUUAUUUCAUUUCGACCGUCAGUAGAGAAAGUGGAGAAGUGGUAAGACAGGACGCCUCAACUUCAGUUUCGAUUUUUUUGAGAACGUCAAGGAAAUUUCAUUGACAUUUACUUAUGAAUAUGAAAUUUAGGAACAGAAU